This is a messenger RNA of Penicillium griseofulvum, 1119 nucleotides long. RefSeq names its product glycoside hydrolase family 16 protein. Gene Ontology annotation, cellular component: fungal-type cell wall. Gene Ontology annotation, molecular function: glycosyltransferase activity; hydrolase activity, hydrolyzing O-glycosyl compounds. NCBI's taxonomy places the organism in Eukaryota, Fungi, Ascomycota, Eurotiomycetes, Eurotiales, Aspergillaceae. The transcript is spliced from 2 exons. Gene Ontology annotation, biological process: carbohydrate metabolic process; fungal-type cell wall organization. The record is from RefSeq and is a predicted model, not a curated record. The coding region runs from base 1 to 1119 and encodes 372 amino acids.
AUGAGAACAUGGUUUCCAUCCUUCCUUUUGGCCCUGACUACGACUAUAGUCUGUGUCACAAAUACCAAUGCCGAAUACACCGGAACUGACUGCAACCCCCUCAACGAGACAUGCAGUGCUGAUCCCGCGCUUGGAACCGAGCACACAUGGCUCUUCAACUCAACUCUUGACAGCGAGCUCUGGGACAUGAAGACAGGAACACUGGACUAUACAUCUGACGGAGCAGACUUCACCAUCAAAACCGAGAACGCGUCGACUCUCCUUGUAUCCAACUUCUACAUUUUCUUCGGUGUGAUGGAAGCACACGUCAAGAUGGCGAAAGGAGCCGGCAUCAUCAGCAGUGUUAUCCUCCAAUCCGACGACCUGGAUGAGAUUGACUGGGAGUGGGUUGGAUAUAACACGAGCGGAGUGCAAUCUAAUUUCUUCGGCAAGGGGAAUACGACCACGAGUGACCGGGGCGGAUAUCAUGCUGUUUCAAAUGCCGAUACGCAGUUCCACAACUAUACCUCGUACUGGGAUAAAGACCGUCUUGAAUGGUGGAUUGAUGGGGACUUGGUGCGGACAGUGAAUUACUCCGAGGCGUUGACUGUGUAUGGCAAAAACUACCCGCAAACACCUUGUCAGGUCAAGGUUAGCAAUUGGCCGGUUGGUGUGAAGGGACAGUCGCAAGGGAAUCUCGAUUGGGGUGGCGGGUUGGUUGACUGGUCUCAUGUUCCGUUUACUAUGACUGUAUCGAAGCUCCGCGUUCAGGACUUCUCCAGUGGGAAGGAGUACAAGUACACCGGACAUACGGGCACGCGUGAAAGUAUUGAGGUCGUCAGUGGGAACUCAACCGCUAUAACACAAAUCAACAAGGUACCAGCCAAGACACUAUCCCAGAAAUGGGAUGAUCUUGGCCAGGGCGCUCAUGUCGGUGUGUACUGUGGCGCCGGUGUUGCUGCUGCUCUUCUCAUUGGCGCAUUUGUAUUUUAUUGUUUCAAGCAGCGUCGGAGCGGUCGUCUACAACGUGCCUUGCAUGAUGGGGAAUACAGCGCAGAGCUUACGACGUUGAAGGAGUCAAAGUUGAGAUGGAGACAAAGCGAGUUGCAUAGCAAAAGCAGCUACCAGCCGGUUCCUUGA